AUGUCCUUUGUUCCUAAUUUUCCACCAUCUGUUUUGCGUAAAUUUGGUGAUCAGGAAUCUGAAGAUGGCAAGAAGAAAACGAAAGAGGAUUUCAAGAAAAUGAAAGAAAUAGAGGAAGCUCGUAAAUUGGCCGUUAUGCCCGCCAUGAAGGAUGAAGAGGGGCGUGACAUAAAUCCUCACAUUCCCCAAUACAUAAUGCAAGCGCCCUGGUAUUAUGGGUCGCUAAAGCCCACUUUGAAGCAUCAGCGCAUGCAGGAUGAAGAGAAGAGGGAAGCUCUUUCGGGCACAGACAAAGGUUCUGCAGCGCUGAAUAAGUGGUACAAGAGGGGUGUACCUCUUGGCGCCCCACGGGCGAAGAGUUAUCGUGACGGGGCCUGUGAAAAUUGUGGAGCUGCUACUCACGACCGAAAGAAUUGCUUAGAGCGCCCAAGAAAAGUUGGUGCCAAAUACACGGGGUUGGAUAUUGCUCCUGAUGACAUUGAACAAGAAGAUAUAAAACUGGGGUACGACGCCAAACGUGACAGAUGGAAUGGUUAUGACCCACGUGAACAUCAGCGUUUUAUCGCCGAAUUUCAGCGUUUUGAAGAAGCACGAAAGAUUGUAAAAGCCAAAAAAAUAGAAGAGAAACUAGCUGCUGCGGCCUCGAAAAGUGAGGGUCAGGAAGUAGGAUCUUCUUCAGGACCCAAUUUGGAUGACGAAGAAGGUGAUGAUGAUCGAUACGGGGAAGAACUUGAUAUGCCGGGGCAGAAAUUCGAUAGCAAGCAGCGUCAGUCCAUUCGAAAUUUACGCAUUCGUGAAGAUACGGCGAAAUACCUUUACAACCUUGACCCUAAUAGUGCCUACUAUGAUCCGAAGACUCGCUCCAUGCGUGAGAAUCCAUUCGAGAACUCAGGAAAAUCGGAAUCAGAAGUUCCGUUUGCUGGUGACAACUUCAUACGAAACGACGGUGAUGCACCUGCAAUGUUGCAGAGACAGGUAUUUGUUUGGGAAAUGCAAAAUAAGCUCGGUCUUGAUUUGCACCUACAAGCUGAUCCGACACGUCUUGAGCUACUGGCAAAAAAAGUCUCCAUGGCCAAAGAACAGGCUCAUUCAGCGGUGCGUGAAGAGAUCUUGGAACGUUAUGGAGGCCGUGAGCAUUUGGAAGCUCCGCCAAGAGAAUUGCUUUUGGGGCAGUGGGAAAGCUAUGCAGAGUAUACGCCUACUGGUCGCGUUCUUAAAGGUUCUGAGAAGGUUGCCGUGAAGUCUCGUUAUGAAGAGGAUGUUUUCGUGAAAAACCAUAAAUCGGUUUGGGGCUCCUAUUGGUAUGCCGGUCAGUGGGGUUACCGAUGCUGCCAUUCUCUGAUCAAAGAGUCCUAUUGCACUGGAGACAAAGGCAAGACGGGCGCUGGCAUGGUCAAUCUUAGCAACUCGAUUACUUCUGCAACAGACUUUCCAGAGGCGCCUGCUGAGGCGCAGACGGGUUCUAGUGUGCUGGCACCCCUUUUGCCUCUCUCCAGUACUGUUCAAGGGGCUGAAUCUUCGAAAUCUUCUGACAGGGAUGAUGAGGAAGAAUUAGCAGAACAAGCACGCCAACGGGAGACCGACUUUGCUCGGUCUAAGGAGCGUCGCGAACGGCGUGCAAAAAAGCGAAAGAACAAAAAGAAGAACAAAUCUAAGCGGGACAAAAAGCGGGGAAGGAGGAGCCGUUCUGUCUCGCGUAGUACGAGCUCUAGUGUUAGUUGCGCCAGUGAGUCAGGAGAUGAAGAGGACGCUCGAGAGAAGCGUGUUCAGAUGGAAAUGGAAAAGGAGAAGAAGCGUUUGAAGGAAGUUGAUGAGCUUUUGGCACUGGAUGAACGCAAACGACCUUAUCAUUCCUUGUCUGCCGAUGACGGACAUGUCCCCACGCAAGAAGAAAUGGAGGCUUACUAUAGACUGCGGCAAAAUCCCAACGAUCCCAUGUCCCAUUUCAAAGAUUAG
Molecule: messenger RNA, 1956 nt
Organism: Hydatigera taeniaeformis
Lineage: Eukaryota; Metazoa; Platyhelminthes; Cestoda; Cyclophyllidea; Taeniidae
Source: the annotation of a GenBank genome assembly